This is a messenger RNA of Penicillium malachiteum, 1911 nucleotides long. RefSeq names its product electron-transferring-flavoprotein dehydrogenase. The transcript is spliced from 3 exons. The record is from RefSeq and is a predicted model, not a curated record. Lineage: Eukaryota; Fungi; Ascomycota; Eurotiomycetes; Eurotiales; Aspergillaceae. The coding region runs from base 1 to 1911 and encodes 636 amino acids. Gene Ontology annotation, cellular component: mitochondrial inner membrane. Gene Ontology annotation, molecular function: electron-transferring-flavoprotein dehydrogenase activity; iron-sulfur cluster binding. Gene Ontology annotation, biological process: electron transport chain.
AUGGCGUCCAAAGGCGCUGUCUUGCCUCUAUUGAGGCGUGAGAUGCGAUCAGCUCGAUUCGCACGAUCCUGCCCCUCCGUCUCGGCCCUGGUCUCGCCAGCUCGUUCUACUCACUCUCCACGCUUUUCUACCCCAUCCAACCGCUUGUUGCGCCGAACCACCCUUGGUUUACCCCAGACCCGCGCCUUUUCGCAAUCUGUAACCCGCCGGUUUACAGACGAGAAUGGAGAUUUUGAUCCCCGGAAAUUGGACCGCGAGUAUGACGAGGUGGAUGUGUGCAUUGUUGGUGGUGGUCCCGCCGGUCUCGCCGCUGCGAUCAAGUUAAAGCAACUUGCUAAUGAAGCUGGAAAUGAGGAAUUCCGAGUCAUUUUGUUGGAGAAGGCUGGUGAGAUUGGUUCUCAUAUCGUUUCCGGCAAUGUCCUCCAACCCACCGCCAUGAACGAGCUCUUUCCGGACUGGCUGUCCGAAGAUAACCCCUCGCGCUUCGAGGGUGCCACCCCCGCCAAAAAUGACAAGAUGCGAUUCCUCACAAAGAACGGCUCAUACCCUCUCCCCACACCCCCGCAGAUGCACAACGAAGGCAACUACAUUAUCAGUUUGAGUCAGUUGACCCAAUGGAUGGCUGAACGAGCAGAGGAGCUUGGUGUGGAGGUCUACCCGGGUUUCGCCGCCAGCGAGAUCAUUUACAAGCGAGACGGAUCUGUAAAGGGAGUUGCGACCAAUGAUUUGGGCCUGGACCGCGAAGGCAAGGCCAAGGAAACCUUUGAGCGUGGUAUGGAAUUCCACGCACGGGUUACACUUCUGGCAGAGGGCUGCCACGGUAGCUUGACCAAGCAAGUGAUCAAGAAGUACGACUUGCGACGCGAUAGCGACCCCCAGACAUACGGACUCGGAAUCAAAGAAAUCUGGGAGAUUCAGCCGGAGAAGUUUCGCUCUGGAGAGAUUGUGCACUCGAUGGGAUACCCCCUCCCCAAGGAUACCUAUGGUGGUGCUUGGAUGUAUCACUUUGGCGACAACAUGGUCAGCAUCGGUAUUGUGGUGGGAUUGGAUUACCCGAACCCCUGGUUAUCACCAUAUGGUGAAUUCCAGAAGUUGAAGCAUCAUCCCCUGUUCAAGGAUGUCCUUGAGGGCGGCAAGUGUAUCUCAUAUGGUGCCCGUGCCUUGAACGAGGGUGGUUUCCAGUCCAUUCCUAAGUGCGCAUUCCCCGGUGGUGCUUUGAUUGGUGAUACCGCGGGCUUUUUGAAUGUUCCCAAGAUCAAGGGUACUCACACGGCUAUGAAGUCUGGUAUGCUGGCUGCAGAGGCUGCAUUCUCUGCACUGAAGGGCGAGGACAAGGGUACAGUUUUCUUGUUUGAUUAUGAGCAGGCUCUUCGGGAUUCCUCCAUCUGGAAGGAGCUGCGCGAGGUGCGCAACAUUCGGCCUUCAUUUAACACCCCACUCGGCUUCUUCGGUGGACUCCUCUACUCCGGAUUGGAAGCCUAUAUUUUCAAGGGCCGCGUUCCCUGGACCCUCAGCCACCACGGCACUGAUGCCGAGGCCACCAAACCCGCCUCUCAAUACAACAAGAUCGAAUACCCCAAGCCUGAUGGCGAGAUCAGCUUCGACAUCUUGACCAGUGUGAGCCGCACAGGUACCAACCAUGAGGAGGACCAGCCUGUGCAUCUUCAAGUGGAGGACUGGGACAAGCAUAAGGAUCUCGCAUGGCCCGUUUAUAAGGGUAUUGAGAACCGAUUCUGUCCUGCUGCUGUGUACGAAUAUGUCGACGAUCCCAGCAAAGAGCAUGGUGUACAAUUCCAGAUCAACUCACAGAACUGCAUUCACUGCAAGACGUGCGACAUCAAGGUUCCUACACAGGACAUCAACUGGCAGACCCCUCAGGGUGGAGAAGGUCCUAAGUACAUCAUGACUUAA